This is a messenger RNA of Fonsecaea nubica, 1239 nucleotides long. RefSeq lists its product as hypothetical. The record is from RefSeq and is a predicted model, not a curated record. The transcript has a single exon. Bases 1 to 1239 code for a protein of 412 amino acids. Gene Ontology annotation, molecular function: oxidoreductase activity. Lineage: Eukaryota; Fungi; Ascomycota; Eurotiomycetes; Chaetothyriales; Herpotrichiellaceae.
AUGGGAGUCCAAGCAGACGCCGUGGACUUCCUGUCCCUGCGCCUCCCCAAGGUAGCAGCCCUCCAUGACCUUCCAUACGCGUGGACCAUAGCCAUUGGCGUGCUCGGAUAUCUGAUCCUCGUCCGAGCCUUGCGCUUCCGCGCGCUGCGCAAGCUGGAACGCGAGUAUGCCCCUCUCCUCAAGGAUCCCUAUGCCAUGGACUACAAGGCGGCACACAAGAUCAUGCACCUGUCCAUGCUCUACGACUGCCCUUUCAUCUUUGCAUUCAGCGGACAGUUCUCGCUCCUCAAGACAUUCGCCAUCGCCUCGGGCACCGAGCUGCUCGCAAAGACGCGUCAACUGAGCGCUUGCCCGAACGUGGGGCGACGCAUCAACGACACGGCCCUCAUCACGACCGAGUUUGUCGUCGGGUCCAUGGACAGCGAGCGCGGGUCGCGAGCCCUCGCCAAGAUGAACUGGAUACACCGGCAGUACGGAGACAAGAUCACGCAGCCCGAGAUGCUGCACACUCUCGGGGUCAACAUCAUGGAGGGCAUCCGCUGGGUCAACACGUACGAGUGGCGCAAGCUGACGUACCUGGAACAGGUCGCCAUGUUCGUCUACUGGAAGGAAGUCGGCAACCGCAUGGGCAUCAAGGACAUCCCGCCGACCCUCGAGAAGCUGGCCGAGUGGACCGAGAAAUACGAGCAGACGGCCAUGGUCUACUCGGACAACAACCGCAAAUGCGCCGACGUCUCGGUCGACUUUUUCCUCAAGCACGUCUCGCCCCCCUUGCGCGGCUUCUUCCGCAAAGUCAUGAUGGCCCUGCUGGAGGAGAGGACGCGCAACGCGUUGGGAUACCCCGCCGCCUCGCGCGCCAUCGAGAUCUUUGUCUACCGGUUCUUCCGGCUGCGCGCCUUUGUGGUGCGCAACUUGUUCCUCCCGCGCCUGCGACCGAUUGAUCCUCUGGCCAAGGCGGACAAGAAAUCCGGCCGUCUCCACCCGGUGAAACAGCAGAGCAUCGAGCCCUGGUACGUCAAGGACACGGUGUGGCACAAACUCUCGGCACGGCUGUCUGGUGGCUCUCAAUACGUCCCCGGCCCGAAAUUCAAGAGCGAGGGCUACCUGCCCGAGGAGCUGGGUCCUGCCAAGUUCGAGAAGAUGUCGCGGGAUGCCGUCCUGAAAGAGGCAGAGGCGAUGAGGUCGUACGCCGCCGAAGGGGGUGCCGCGAUCAUUGGCUGCCCUUUCCGAUUCAACUGA